CAGAGUUUUUCUCUUCUUCGAAUGUGUUUAAUAGAUGCGCUGAAACUCAGAUUACCGAAUUUUCUUCAAAAAUCUUGAAUUUUUUUCGAUCCUUAAUGGGAAGAUCUUGGCUUAUCAAUGGCAGAGGACUUGCGAGUAAAGUCAAAAAUGCUAGUGCCCCUGCUGCACAUCAAAUCAAAGAUUGUGGGGCAAAGCGGCAAUGCCCAAACUGCAACUACUCUAUUGAUAACAAGGAUGUUUCUCAUGAAUGGCCUGGUCUACCUGUUGGUGUUAAAUUUGAUCCAUCUGAUGCUGAGCUCGUGGAGCAUUUAGAAGCAAAGUGCGGGGUGGGAAAUUCAGAGCAACACAAAUUCAUUGAUGAGUUCAUCCCGACCCUUGAUGUUCACGAAGGAAUUUGCUAUACCCAUCCUGAAAAUCUUCCUGGUGCAAAAAAGGAUGGAAGUAGCAUUCACUUCUUUUAUCGCAUUACUAAUGCAUAUGCAACUGGUAAAAGGAAGCGUAGAAAGAUUCAUGAUGAAAAUAAUUUGAUGAAAGAACAUGUACGCUGGCACAAGACGGGAAAGACCAAGGUUGUUAUGGAGAAUGGAUUCCAAAAGGGAUGUAAGAAGGUCAUGGUACUCUAUCAAACUAUUAAGAAGGGGUCGAAGCAGGAAAAGACUAAUUGGGUAAUGCAUCAGUACCACCUGGGCCCUGAUGAAGAUGAAAAAGAAAGUGAAUAUGUGGUUUCAAAAAUCUUUUACCAGCAGCAGAAGCAAUCUGUCAAGGCCAAUGAUUCUUGUGACAAUGAGGAAGCCAGUGUGGGAGCCAAUCAAACUGGGCCUACAACUCCAAAGACGGUUACACCUAAUCCCCCUCGAGAUGGAGAAACCCCUUCCUAUGAUGAUAUUGUGGAUGACUCUUUACCCUUCUCACCUGAUCAGGAAGUGGAAGUUGCCAAAGAACCAGGGCAGCCUUCUGAUGCUAAAAUUAAGUGUGAAAUGGAGUACACCACAUGCUUGGCUGGAGAAUCACAAGCAGCUGAUGCAAAUGAUGUUGAUAAUUCUCUGUUGUGUGAUGAGCAUAAUGAUUAUUCAUUUCUUGAUAGUUUUGGACCCAAUCUUGGCCCGUCUGCUGACUACACUCAUAGCACUUGCCAUUUACCACAAGAGAAUGGUAACACAACCUGUGGAAUUUCAGAGUUAGAUAACUUGGAACUGGAUUCUCCUCCAGACUUCCAACUUGCAGAUUUGCCAUUUGGUUCGCAAGAGAAUAUCUUUAGUUGGUUGGACCGGCUAUAGUGAUAAAGGCAAUGAGAUAAUGCUUUAUGCAUUCUGGGAAGGAGAAUAUACUUCAACAAGAUUGUGCUCUUGAACAGCAACAGGAAUCUUUCUUCAAUUUCAG
Molecule: messenger RNA, 1380 nt
Organism: Solanum verrucosum
Lineage: Eukaryota; Viridiplantae; Streptophyta; Magnoliopsida; Solanales; Solanaceae
Product: SUPPRESSOR OF GAMMA RESPONSE 1-like
Exons: 6
Coding region: 96-1277 (393 amino acids)
Biological process (GO): regulation of DNA-templated transcription
Cellular component (GO): nucleus
Molecular function (GO): DNA-binding transcription factor activity; transcription cis-regulatory region binding
Source: RefSeq, a predicted model, not a curated record